AUGUCGGAGGACCUGACAAAGACAAUUCACGAUGUGGCUCCUAACGACACGGGUCUUCCUGCAGCAUGUGCAAGUCUUUCGGCGAUUGCUGUAGAGGCCUGGUGUCACCGUGCAUCCUGGGGGCUCUGUGCGCUUUGUGGGUCGGUGCAGCCACAGCAUCUGAAAGAAGCAGCAACCCGCAAGUUGCCAGCCUCGGUGAUCAAGCGGUGCAAGAAUUGCGAGAAGAACGAGACCAAGCAGAUCUGGGUCCCCUGGCCGGAGGAGGUUCCACAGCCACUCCAGGGUCUGUCCCGCGAAGUUCUUCUGGCUCUGCGGCCUUUAGAUGUGGAUUGUGGACCGGAGUGGAAGGCCGACUACGGCUAUUAUUUCCAUAGCACCAUGCUGCGGCUUGCGUGGUCGGCGCAGGACGUGGAGGAGAAGAUCGCUGGCUUGGAUCGCCCUGAUCGACGCAGUGCUCGCAAGGCAUUCGAGUUCCUCAUGAGCAGCGACAACUCCAGCUAUGCCUCUUUUGUGCAGCGCCACCGCAGCUUCCUGCAGAGAUAUCCAGUUGCUGACCAGGACAGACGCAAGCGGCCACUGCGAUACAUCGAGGAAGAAGCUGUGGAGUGUGCGCUCUGGCCUCACUUGUACUGGGACAAGCGGCUUUGCGAGACCACUGCUCGCCUGGCCGAUGCAAGGCGUGUGCAGCGCAGGCAAGAAGCCGCAGCUGCCGAGAUGGACGGUGACGAGGAGGAGUCCGACCCGGAUGCACGAGAGGAGGAGCCUGCCCGCAGACAAAGUCUGAAGCGCAGCUUUCUCGCAAAAGCCAUGGGGCCCAUUGCAGACUAUGCCGGCGACUACGAACUGCUUCAUUUUGUUUUUGAUCUGUCCACUUGGUCUGACGUCGGCGGAAAGAAAGGCGCUCUGCGUGGCACGCCCAUGUGGCAAGCCAUGAAAGGCGCGCAGUGUGGCUUCCCAGCGGCAUUUCUGACGUGGGCCCCUUUUGAAUGGUCCGCGCCGUACCACGAAUGGCUGCUCCAACAGAUGGCGCAACUGGGUCGCCAGCGCUUGCAACUGGCAGGCCCCGAGACACUGCACCUUGCCCACAUCCUCACAGAGCUGUUUCGUGAAUGGGUCUGCGGUGGCGGCUUGAAGUUCGGCGAGAGCUCCAGUGUUUGGCGAUCGGCGGUCCUUGGAGGCGUUACCGAGGAUGGGCGCAGGCUCAAGGUCAAUUUCAUUGGGCGUCUCGAAUUCCAAGAUGGCAAAAGAAAGGAAGCGACCCAAAACUACCAUGGACGUGCUGCCGUCCACUUGCAUGGCCUUGUCUUCGCAGAGAGCAUUGGGCCCAUGAAGCUUCCACAGAAGGCAAGCGCCACAGUACCACCAGAAGGCGACGCGCUUCGUGGUUAUGUUCUCGAUGGUCAGACUGGCCGCACCGGCAGUGGCUGGCCACAGCAUGCGGGCGAGAAUGAGUAUGACUCAACGCAGGACAAGGUGCGGCUCCAUCACACUGCCUUGGACAGUCGGCUGGGCAUCCGGGGCUACCUGCCUGAAUUGAUGGACGUCCUCAAAUGUCAUCAAGACCUGCAGCUGGACCGUGGUUCUGGGCUCAUGCUCAAGUACGCCGCCACGUACCUGCCGAAGUUCAGCGACGGUCCGGGCAAGGAGCUCAUGGAUGACACCAGCAGCGGCUAUGGCGCAGCUCGUCGAGUCCUCUUCACCUUUCACCCGGGAGAACCAGAGAUGUGGCUUCUCCUCGCCAACCAGACCUUUCCCAUGUUCUUCAUGGGGGGCACGAUGCAGCCGAUCAUUGCACCCCACCCCGGUAUGGAGGUGAAGCCUGAGUACCUCCAGCUGUACGAGGCCGCAACCUGGCGCGGCGAGAUGCCACUGAUCGAGUACCUGCGGAAGGUCAACAAGAAGGGCAGCAUCCUGGAGCACAUCCGCAAGGCCUACUUGAAGACGGACGGUUCCAUCAGCUUGCACACUUUCGCGCUGCGUUAUGAAACAUUCGGCGAGAAGAUCAUCGCCGCAGAAAUGGUCUCCAUGCAGAACGACAAGUUCUUCGGGCAGUGGAUGGCACUCCACAUUCCCUAUAAGCGCCUCGAGGAUCUUUUGCUCCCGGACAUCGUUCAGGCCGUCCCCGAGCAAGUCAAGUUCCUCGCCUGCGCCUUGCAUUGGGCCCCGGAGCUCUGGCGCAACGAGGCGCGCGUUCGUGACUUUAUGGCUCUCCGUGCACACCGUGAGGCCUUCAUCGAAACCGUCAUCCACAGGAUCCGAGCUCAAGACUUCUUCAUCCAGCAGCACCUCUCUGGCCAGCUGCAGCGCACGGAGAAUGUCGCCGUGCCUCGAAGUCUUGAGGACCUUUUCGAAGAGAGGGCGGAUGACCUGGUUUUCACUACGGAGCAAGCCUCGUUUGAGCGCAACAUCAACAAGCGCGUGGAUCAGGCCUUGCGACUCCGGGCAGAAGCAGACGAUGGAGAGUACGAGCGCUUGGCUGCUAUUAUCGAGGAGCAUGGCUCCAUGGUCGCCUGCUCUGGUGCCCCCGGCACGGGCAAAACUGCCGUCUUGGAUCGUUGCAUUCGAAGAGCCCAGCGCCUCGGGGCGCGAGUUCUUAUCGCUUUGCCAACCGGCGUGCAACGAGUGCGCAUGAAGCAGCGCCAUCCCGAAGCGGAAUUGGACACGUGCCACGGAGCUUUCUUGUUCCACAAGCCGCUUGCAGAGGCCAUGGGGGUCCUCACUUGCUAUGACCUCGUGGUUAUCGACGAAGCCCCCCAGCUCUUCGAGGAGCAUUUUGAGCGGCUCCACGAGAUGUGGCUCGCCUCCGGCAAGGUGCCGUGCUUGGUGUUCGCUGGCGAUGAGUGGCAGCUGCCGCCGCCUGAUCGCACCAAACGGAGCUUGGUCUGGCAUCCCAAGUGGAACCUUGUCCACAAGAUUGAGCUCCACCACGUUUGGCGCCAGCACUGCGAAGACCCUCUUCUCCACAAGUUGGCCUUCCUUCGCAAAAACAGGCCGUUGGGACAGGAAGGCCAAUGCUUCGUGCGUGACCUUUGCCGCAAUCAUAAAGCGUGGUCCAGGCAUCACCAACCCAUGGCGGAGGACGUUCGCAUGCUGAUGCAGACGACGGCUGGAGAUACGACAGUUAUCACCUGCACUCGCCGAGGCGCUGCGCUCGUUAAUGCCCUUGCUCAAGAGGUGCUGUUCCAAGGUCAAGGCCAGCCAGCUUUAGGCCAGAUUGCUGCUGACUGGGAAAGCAAUCCUGCCAACUACGACGAGGAGACUGGUGUCUUGAAGGAAGGUCUACCGGAGCCCUCCCGCCUCACCCUCUACGCAGGCCUCCGCGUACGUCUAACGCGGAAUAUGGACAAAUCCCAUGACUUCGUCAACGGGAUGGCGGCCACGAUCCACAGCUUCGACUCGCGCCGAGGUGCGGUUAUCGUGGAAACGGAGACAGCCGAAACCCUCUGUGUUUACCCCGUGGCCGACGACAGCUGCCCGGGCGGCUACAUCACCUACUAUCCGAUGCGGUUGGGGUACGCAGAUACCGUGCACAAGUUCCAGGGCGCCGAACUCCGCCACGUCACCUUCUGGCCAGAUCGGCCGGGCUGCCCUGCAGCGGGGUAUGUGGCCUUGUCUCGUGUGCGACACGACGGCGACUACCUGCUAGGCGGCUGCAUCACUGCCGAACACUUCGUUCCCGCAAUGUGA
Molecule: messenger RNA, 3687 nt
Organism: Symbiodinium sp. CCMP2592
Lineage: Eukaryota; Dinophyceae; Suessiales; Symbiodiniaceae
Source: the annotation of a GenBank genome assembly